Molecule: messenger RNA, 324 nt
Organism: Dovyalis caffra
Lineage: Eukaryota; Viridiplantae; Streptophyta; Magnoliopsida; Malpighiales; Salicaceae
Source: the annotation of a GenBank genome assembly
AUGAGUCAACAGAGAGUUUCUUCUAUGAGGGAGCAACCACUUAUACGAGUGGAUAUGAAGAUAAAUGAUAUGGUAGGGAAUGGAAUUUUUGGGAUUUUAUUUAAGUGGGUGAAUUAUGGGAAAGGUUGGAGGCCGAGAUGGUUUGUUUUGCAAGAUGGAGUGUUGCCGACCGUCAUUAACGAGGUAGCAAGAUUAUUGGCGAGUUUAGGAACACCAAGAGAACACCGUAUACGAAGAAAGAAAGUGGCGACUUCCAUUCAUGAUCGCUUGUUCAUCCGGAUGUCUCGUAUCACCAUUCAAUUGAAAGGGGAAGAAGGUGAGUGA